CGGCACCCGCUGGAAACGAGAGAAAACUCGAAUAGCCGAACCCACCAAAUCAAACCCUAGGGCCGGCCAGGAGGAUGGUGGCGAUCUCGAUGUACCGCGGCAACCUCCACCUCGGCGGCGUGACCGACGCCGCCGAGCCUCGCCGCUGGGAGCUGCCCCGCCCCGCCCUCUCCGCGAAACGGUUCCGUCGCCUCCUCCGCAGCCGCUCCCUGACCGUCGAGCGCCUCGCCGGUGAGCCGCCGCGUCCCGGCUCCUCGGCAUCCUCCCCUUCCUCCGCGGAGCCCGCGGGGGAGGCACCGGGGCAGGAGGAAGGGGAAGCGAACGAGGAGGAGGAGCAGGGACAGCAGCAGCAGCAGCCUGAUGAUGGGGAGCAGCAACAGCAGCAGGAAGAGGGCGAGGUGGAGCAGCAGCAUCAGCAGCAGCAAGAGGAAGAGGAGGAGCAGGAGGAGGGAGCGGUGGAGGAUGCGGACAUGGACGAUGCGGGGGAAGUAGUCGUUGAAGGUGACGGUAAUGGCGAUGCUGAAGAAGGGCAAGGGGAAAGUGAAGGCGUUGACCCUAACCCGGAGGUGAAUUAUCUUGAUGGAGUUGAAGAAAGGAAAACAAAGUUGAAUGAAAAGCUGGAUACCCUAAACAAGAAAAAGCAUGACCUUGUGCAGAUGCUGAAGCAGGUUUUAAAUGCCGAAGAAGAAAUCCGAAGGCGUAGCAUGCAGGCUUCAUUGCGCGCCGCCAUGCCUCAGCCAUCAGAAAAUGGUACUGAUGGAAGUUCUGUUUCUAGGCUGGUCCCCAGAAUGACUGUCGACGUCAAUUUUGGUGAGGUUGCUGGCGAUUCAGAUGCUGGUUCCAACCAGGGCACCCCUGGACGUCCCUUGCAUCACCUCCACAAUAUCUCUCCUUCAACAGCCUCUUUUGCUAGGUCACCGUUUGGUUCUCUGCAGCACAAUUCUGGUCACACUCCAAGGAGUCCAGCAACUUUCUCUACAGCAAGUCCAUCUCGCUUUGCAGUUAGUGGGCAUCAAGGACAUCCUCCUGGUCCAGUGUCAUUGCCAGGAUGCAACUAUGUAGCCUCAUCACCUUCCCCUGCUGCAUCGGGUGGUUCUUCCUCCGUAUUCAAGGAUUCUCGCCCACCCAACUCUAUGUAGUUCCAACACUGUAUAGUUCAGAACUGGAUGUACCCCUGUUUGGGUUGUUAUAUAUUGACAUCGUUAUCCAAAUCUUGAGAGAUACCCAGGGAAUAAGGUGAUACAGCGCUGUGGGCAGCACAAAUGGAAGGAACCCGUGUUUUCACUGUGGUCAACAUGUAACAUCACCCAAAUCAUGUAACAUUAAGUUAUUUAUUGGUCUACCAGGUCUGUCCAACGAUUGGUCAUGUGUUAAUAGGCUUGAAGCGUUCGUGUA
Messenger RNA from Phragmites australis (common reed), 1395 nucleotides. RefSeq names its product transcription factor asR4-like. NCBI's taxonomy places the organism in Eukaryota, Viridiplantae, Streptophyta, Magnoliopsida, Poales, Poaceae. The transcript is spliced from 4 exons. The record is from RefSeq and is a predicted model, not a curated record. Gene Ontology annotation, cellular component: chloroplast. The coding region runs from base 75 to 1139 and encodes 354 amino acids.